Messenger RNA from Hyalella azteca, 2700 nucleotides. RefSeq names its product mucin-1. The transcript has 4 exons. The record is from RefSeq and is a predicted model, not a curated record. Lineage: Eukaryota; Metazoa; Arthropoda; Malacostraca; Amphipoda; Hyalellidae. Gene Ontology annotation, molecular function: oxidoreductase activity, acting on metal ions. Bases 20 to 1873 code for a protein of 617 amino acids.
UUCCAGCAUCGAAUGCCAGAUGAGAGUUGAAGUGUUCUCAGCAUGUGUGUGCGUUCUCUUGUUGCUCGUCCUCCCACGAGCCGCUGAUGGGUUCAGUAGUGGCGCUGGUGCCUCGGCGUGUGACUCCAUGAUACCUCAACAUGGAGGGCUGGUCGCCCAAACCACAACUUCUCCUUAUAACGUCACCGCCCGCAACAAUGGAGACAGGAGCAUCACAGUGAUUCUCACGGCGCAAGAAGGCAUCGUUGGUUUCAAAGGGUUUCUGCUUCAAGCCAGGAAUGCCGCAGAUGCUCGAGUCGGAGGCUUUGACAACUUGCCUGACGGGUCUCAAUUCCUGCAGUGCACUGAUUCACAAGUAAAGGACGCAGUCACUCACUCAAGCGCCGUUGAGAAGCGGCGACUGGAAUUGACAUGGAAUGCUCCUGCAUCUUUCAUUGGGCCCAUAACUUUCAGGACAACUUUUGUUCAAAGCUUCAUGAUUUUCUGGACUGAAGUUAAAAGUGAAGCGCAGCAGAUACUGUCACUAUCAACUUUGCCUCCAACCACUGCACAGACACUCCCACCUACUACUGCUUCUCCUACGUCACCACUUACUACUGCUCCAUCUACGUCACCACCUACUACUGCUCCUCCUACGUCACCACUUACUACAGAUCCACCUACUACCGCUCCUCCUACGUCACCACUUACUACUGCUCCACCUAAUACUGCUCCUCCUACGUCACCACUUACUACUGCUCCACCUACGUCACCACCUACUACAGAUCCACCUAUUACUGCUCCUCCUACGUCACCACUUACUACUGCUCCACCUACGUCACCACCUACUACAGAUCCACCUACGUCACCACUUACUACUGCUCCACCUACUACUGCUCCACCUACGUCACCACUUACUACUGCUUCGCCUUCAUCACCACUUACUACUGCUCCACCUACAUCACCAUUUACUACUACUGCUCCUCCUACGUCACCACUUACUACUGCUCCACCUACAUCACCACUUACUACUGCUCCACCUACAUCACCACUUACUACUGCUCCACCUACAUCACCACUUACUACUGCUCCUCCUACGUCACCACCUUCGACUGAUACACUACCGUCAUCAUCUACAACUUUCCCUAUGUCUCCACCAACAACAGCUUCGACUACGACGACACCUACUUUAGUUCCUACCACGUCGCAACCAACCACUGACCGUCCCAUGUCACCACCUACCAGUUUGAUGCCUUCAACAGAAAAUUCAACCAAUGUGCCCCCACCGACAUUACCAACCACAGUACCUGCACUAACUACAGCCCCUAUCACACCGCCCGGAACUUUUACGGUAGCGCCACCAUCAACUGGGUAUGGAAUCCCUCCUGCAAAACCUAAUUACGGCAACAAUUAUUUUCCGUCUUAUGGUUACGGGGCACCGCGAUCUCCUGAUGAAACUUACGGUGCUUCCUCACUUGGACACAAUUACGGUGUUUCAGCAGGAGAUGCUUUUUACAAUCCACCUCGUUUUUCAGAAGUUAACAAUGCUUUUAACCCCCCAAUAAGACGAGACACAGUGCUUUCAUUGCCUUCUCACCUAGAGAUCGAUGGAUUGGUUCCACCGCCUCCUCAUUUUCGUGUUUCACCUCUACAAUUCUCGAUGCCAGACCCAGAUUCAAAACCAAGACCCUAUUUGAUACCACGCUUACCACUGCUGGAUGAGCAUUCGAGGAGGCCAUUUUCUUCAUUCAUGCCCUCCCGUGAACUAUGCGGCCAAACAAAGAGAUACCCAUGUAGGGAUGAAAAAAUUUUGCCUAGCACUAUUCCACUUUAUGGAUUAGCUGAUAAUAUGAAAACUCUGUCGUUUUUCACAGUUCGUCAUCCGCCUUCUUAAAAAAACAAACGUGUCAUAAUUGCGAAUGAAAUCUCCGAUGCGCUGAUUCGACAUGAACUGUCUCGCAUCACGUCAGGUUGAAAAAAUCAAAUUAAUAAUUAAUUAAUUACAUAAUUAUAUACUGAGGUGGCUCCCUUGCUCCAAUAAUUUCGAAAAAAUCCAGUAAUGUAUCUCACAUGCAACGUGAAGAGCCUCCGGAUUAACUUCGCACUACUUCAGUCUUCACUCAUCUUCGAUAUCAAAGCACAAGGCAGGCAGGCUAUGAGAAGUUAUAUCAGUGAUGACUAAAGUAAAAGUGUGCUCCACUCGCGGGUUAUCGGAGGCAUGACAGUUAAGCGCGCUUUUCCCCGAGUUGUGCCGAUUUCGACCAGUGAGUCGAUGUCUACAUUGACAACUGAGUCGAUGUUAGUAUCUUCACAGUCACAGCAAAUGUUUGAAUUGGUCUUCCAUGUUGGUUCGUCACUGAAUCUCAAACGCUUGUAAAUUUUGUCAAUUUCCACUGAAAUUUUUACAGCCAGUUCCGAGUUUUGAACCCCUAACUUGCUGCUACAAUCUUAGCGAUCUUAACGGCUUAACCUAAACUUUUUCACGUUGAAAGGCUCUCUUAACCCUAAGUUAUGUUUGAUUCACUUUAAUUAAAUUUAAUGACAGUGCACACUUUAGUUUCUGAUUCCGACCUUAAUAUUAAUAAUAAUUGUGUCAGCUUUUAUAAGGCAAUUUGGUAAGCAGGCGAUUUUUUUUAGAUGACCGUUUUCCCUUUAUGUUAACCGCCGAGGCCCGGGCCCCGAGUCUGCCAGUGAGUGAGACAUGGCUGUGAGUGAGAUAUG